UUGUGGAGUUGCUAGUUACCGUCGGCUUCAAGUCAUCCAUCUUGCUGAUCAUGCUCCGCCCAUACUGAACAGCCAACGAUUCCAUCGUAUUCGAUCACUGUAUCAGGCUAGAAUGUGAUUUUCUCACCGACUUCCAGGUCCAGUCAGUGCAGUGUCAACUCUGCAACAGGGCAUUGUAGCAGCCUAGCCUCUGAAAUUUGUAUGGCGCUGGUCCAGAUGUCGAUUUCCCCAUGCUCGUAUCAGCGCUUGCAAUCAAACCUGACGGGACGAAGAGAACAUAAGUACGGGAUGGAAAACACGAUUAUAGACGUCGCCACUUCCAAGCUUCCUUGUUAGCCAUGCAGAAGUGCUUCUUUUCCUCCCUCCUGACCCUAUCAGUGCUUCUUAAUAACGUCACCGGACGACUCUUACGGAACGCAAACGAAACCCUGUCAGCUGAAUACGAUUUCAUUAUCGUCGGUGCGGGUACAGCCGGAUGCGUUGUAGCCAAUAGGCUCACAGAGUCCCCCAACAGCCGGGUGCUUCUCAUUGAAGCAGGCAUCUCGGAUGCCGGACUAGCGGCAGAAGUGCCCUAUUAUAGUCCAACUUUGACACCCAACAAAGGCCCUUGGGACUGGAAUUAUACUGUCAUGCCCCAAGAGGCACUCAAUAAUCGAACCUUCCCUUACCCACGAGGGAAAGUUCUUGGCGGUAGUAGCACCGUUAACUACCUGGUGUUCAAUAGAGGUGGAAUUGAUGACUUCGACCGGAUAGCAAAUGUAUCGGGAGACCAAGGAUGGUCUUGGGACGCUCUGGAACCUUACAUGCGAAAGCUCGAGCGAUUGACACCACCGGCAGAUGGACAUAAUACCACUGGGCAAUUCAUCCCUGAGGCGCACGGCUUUGAUGGUCCACUUCUAACAAGUCUUCCCGGAUACCCUACUCCCAUAGAUGACCUCAUCCUGAACGCCACAACGCAGAUUGCCGGUUAUCCGUUUAACCAGGACAUGAACAAGGGGAAUGAAACCGGAAUCGGUUGGGUGUUUGGCUCUCUAGGCGGGGAAAUACCUGAGAGAAGUAGUUCGGCGACAUCAUACCUGACGCCGAUUCUUAACAGAGCCAAUUUGGACGUCCUUAUUGAGUAUCAGGUAACGAAAUUGAUUCAAACCGGUACUCAAGGAGGAGUUCCAGAGCUCAAAGGAGUGGAAUUCUCGCAAGGUCCCGAUGAGCCUGUAUUCAAUCUGACGGCUAAGAAUGAGAUCGUCCUUAGCGCAGGUUCUAUUGGUACACCUCAGAUUCUGCUGCUUUCGGGAGUUGGAGAUCAGGCCGAACUCGAAGCGGUUGGAAUAGAAACCAUUGCUCAAGUUCCGGACGUUGGUCGCAACCUCCAGGAUCAUGCCCUUCUCCCUAAUCAGUUCUAUGUGAACUCUGACAAUACUUGGGAGAGUGCCUCCCGAAAUGCGUCUAUCGCUGCACAGCAAUUGCAACAGUACCAAGAGACUGGUCAAGGUCCCCUUGUGAACACCAUCUGCAAUCAUAUCGGCUGGCUGCGCAUACCGGAUAAUUCCAGCAUUUGGGAAAAUGCCACAGAUCCUUCUCCGGGCCCGACGGUUGGACACUAUGAGCUUGUUUUCACUAAUGGAUUUGUGGGACCAAUUCAGUCGCUUCCUGAUACCGGAAAUUUCAUGACCGUCAUCAGCAACCUGAUCACUCCUGCAUCUCGUGGUUAUCUGAAGCUGAACACCAGCAGUCCAUGGGACGCUCCACUCAUUGAUCCGGCAAUGCUCAAGGAGCCUAUCGAUCUGCUUAUGCUUCGUGAGGCGUACAAGAGCGCGCGCCGAUUCAUCUCUGCUCCUGCUUUUGACGGAUACAUUUCUGGACCAUAUGGAACUGCAGGGGCCAGUACAGACGAGGACAUCGACGCAUACAUCCGCAACUUUACCACUACGGUUUGGCAUCCGGUUUCCACCGCAACUAUAAGUGCCUCUAAUGAUACUUCCGGUGUUGUUUCACCGGACUUGCUGGUAAAGAAUGUAACUGGUGUUAGGAUAGUUGAUGCGUCUAUCUUCCCUUACGUUCCUUCCGCGCAUCCCGAAGCUGCUAUCUACAUCAUCGCAGAAAGGGCAAGCGACAUAAUUAGGACGGCUUGGGAGAUCUAACGAGGCAAUGGAAUUUAAUCUAUCUUAUUCAACGUUCAGGACUCGGUAUGGUAUAUAUCACUUGCAGUAAUACUCUAAAUUUGUCGUAUGCAUAACGCAUCUUCAGUAUGGGCAAAUACACUGGUUAUUAUUUAAAACACUUGAGCG
Messenger RNA from Desarmillaria tabescens, 2285 nucleotides. RefSeq names its product aryl-alcohol oxidase-like protein. The record is from RefSeq and is a predicted model, not a curated record. The transcript is spliced from 13 exons. The coding region runs from base 339 to 2138 and encodes 599 amino acids. NCBI's taxonomy places the organism in Eukaryota, Fungi, Basidiomycota, Agaricomycetes, Agaricales, Physalacriaceae. Gene Ontology annotation, molecular function: oxidoreductase activity, acting on CH-OH group of donors; flavin adenine dinucleotide binding.